CUGUCGUUGUUUCAUCAGCUGUGAUAUCAAUCACAAUAGAUUUUGGCUACUUGUCAAUUUUGCCGGUGUCACCAGUCUAUAUUUGUCCAGACUCUCUUCAGGAUUUUAUGAAAACAAUUUGGAACGUUUUAAAAAUGUCCCUAAAGUAUAUAGAUAUUGGUGCCAAUCUAACAGACCCCAUGUUUCGUGGCCUAUAUGGAGGUUCACAGAAACACCAGGAUGACUUGCAGCUCGUUCUGGAUAGAUCGUGGAAGCAAGGUUUACAGAAGAUGAUCAUAACAGUGGGUACUUUGAAUGAGGCCGAUGAGGCUUUAGAAAUGGCUAACAAGGACGAAAGGUUAUAUGUGACCAUAGGUUGUCAUCCCACACGCUGUGGAGAGUUCCUUCCCAAUCCGGAAGAGUAUUAUCAGGGUCUACGUAAGAAAAUUACUUCCAACCCCAAUAAAGUAAUUGCAAUAGGCGAAUGCGGGCUGGACUAUGAUCGUUUGCACUUCUGUGAAAAGGAUACACAAAAAGUAUAUUUCGAAAAGCAACUAUCCUUGGCCGAAGAAUUUAAAUUGCCCCUCUUUUUACAUUGUCGAAAUUCCCAUGACGAUUUCAUAGAUAUUCUAAAAAAGAAUAAAGAAAAAUUAGAUAAUUGUGGUGGUGGUGUGGUACAUAGUUUUACCGGCACUGCCGAGGAGGCACAAAGUGUUAUAGACUUUCAUCCAAAUUUGUAUAUUGGUUUGAAUGGUUGCUCUCUGAAAACCGAAGAAAAUCUGGAGGUUGUUAAGCAGAUACCCAAUGAUCGUAUUAUGUUGGAAACGGAUUGUCCAUGGUGUGGUAUACGGCCAUCACAUGCUGGACAAAAGUUUGUGCAAACGAAAUUUCCCACCGUUAAGAAGAAGGAGAAAUGGACUGCGGAUUCGCUGAUUGAUGGACGUUGUGAGCCAUGUCAAAUAAGCCAAGUCUUGGAAGUUAUUGCCGGUGUUAAAAAUCAACCUGCUGACAAAUUAGCCGAUAUUUAUUAUGAAAAUACUAUUAAAUUAUUUUUUCCAAAGGAAAAAUAAAAUAUUUGGUAGAUAGCAAAAAUCAUUGUGCAAGCACUUUUAA
Musca domestica (house fly) is the source of this 1092-nucleotide messenger RNA. Its product is annotated as deoxyribonuclease TATDN1. Bases 108 to 1049 code for a protein of 313 amino acids. Gene Ontology annotation, molecular function: 3'-5'-DNA exonuclease activity. Gene Ontology annotation, cellular component: cytosol. The record is from RefSeq and is a predicted model, not a curated record. The transcript is spliced from 4 exons. Lineage: Eukaryota; Metazoa; Arthropoda; Insecta; Diptera; Muscidae.